UCUGUUGCUGCCGCACCAACUUGUUUCAUGUGCUUCCAUCUUCAGCCUCCAUCUGAAGGCACUCUUUAAGACAGAGCUUCGGCUCUGCCGCAACCCAUUUCCACAUGGUGCCUCAUCGCAUCUCUUCCUUCUCUUCCCAUUCUCUCCAUCACUCCUCCUCUUUCCAUGUACAGAAACAAUUAUUCUCUCCUCUCUCCAUAUUUUUAGCUGGUUCAUCAGUUUUGCUUGAUAUCAUUAUUCCAUCUCUUUUUUUCUUCACUCUCUCUCUCCAUCUCUCUCUCUCUCUUUUCCAUUCUCUCUGUUUUCAUCUUGGAGAUAGGAGUGUGCAUGCAGUCUCAAAUCUAAGUCUCCUCUCUGCUUAUGCGCUCUGCGCUACGAUCCUUCUUCCUCUCCCCUCCGUGCUUUACCGCACUGCUCACAUCUCCUCUCUCCACAUCUCCUUCUCUUCCUCACUUUGUCCUUCUCUACCUGCAUCUCUGUCACACCACAGGCUUGCAUCUCUGCUGGGCAUUGCUGUGCUGUGCUUUGCCGUUUGGAGAAAGGCUGUACGCUCUGGGGAUCUUUUCGCGCCAGGGCUGAGCACACUCCGGCUUCUUGCAGAGGAGGAUUUAGCUGCUCUUGGUGCGCCAGGUUUGCCUUGCCUUGGAUUCCUUGGAUCUGUGGGAGCUGGAGAACAGGGGAGGACAGGAGGAGGAGGAGAGGGGUGAGAGGUUUACUCGCUUGGAGGAGUCAAGGCUUCAAGGUGGUGGCGGUGGCGGCUGAUGGUUGCAUGUCGAGGGUCAUGCCCUGGGACUUGCACGUUUUUCGGCAGUUGGAGUUGGAGACCCUCUCCCAUUUUUGCCCCCCUCGUGGGGCAGAACUAAUCCUGGUGCCGGGGAAAGCUGCCGGGCACCAGAGGCUGCAGCGUGAAGAGUGGACACCAUGAACCAGCUGGACGCACCAAGACCACUUAACUGGACCAUCAGGAAACUGUGCCAUGCAGCCUUCCUGCCAUCUGUGCGCCUGCUAAAGGCACAGAAAUCGUGGAUAGAAAGGGCAUUCAGCAAGAGAGAAUGUGUUCAUAUCAUAGUGAGCGCCAAAGACCCCCAUAGGUGCUGCUGCGGUCGUCUCAUAGGUCAGCAUGUGGGUUUGCCCCCAGGUAUCUCAUCCAGUCAAAAUGACAAGGCCGAGCGUUUGGCUAAGAAUGACAGCCUGUCAGAGAAGUGGUCAAUCAGCAAGCACACACAGCUCAGCCCCACCGAUGCCUUCGGCACCAUCGAGUUCCAGGGAGGAGGACACUCCAACAAAGCCAUGUACGUGCGAGUGUCUUAUGACACUAAGCCUGACCUGCUGCUCCACCUGAUGACCAAGGAGUGGCAGCUGGAGCUUCCUAAGCUGCUCAUCUCAGUCCAUGGAGGCCUCCAGAACUUCGAGUUACAGCCUAAGCUCAAGCAGGUCUUUGGCAAAGGGCUCAUCAAGGCAGCCAUGACGACAGGGGCCUGGAUAUUUACUGGAGGCGUUAACACAGGGGUGAUCCGCCAUGUGGGGGACGCACUGAAAGACCACGCCUCCAAAUCAAGGGGCAAAAUCUGCACCAUUGGAAUAGCACCAUGGGGCAUCGUAGAAAAUCAGGAGGACCUUGUUGGCAAAGAUGUGGUGCGUCCGUACCAAACUAUGUCCAACCCCAUGAGCAAGCUGACGGUUCUCAACAGUCUCCACUCCCACUUCAUCCUGGCAGACAAUGGCACAACAGGAAAGUAUGGAGCUGAAGUCAAACUGCGACGCCAGCUGGAGAAACACAUCUCCCUGCAGAAGAUCAACACACGGAUCGGCCAGGGCGUACCAGUGGUGGCUCUUAUCGUGGAGGGAGGCCCUAAUGUGAUCUCCAUUGUGCUGGAGUACCUCAGGGACACUCCUCCGGUCCCUGUGGUGGUGUGUGAUGGCAGCGGGAGAGCCUCAGACAUCUUGGCCUUUGGACACAAGUACUCAGAGGAGGGAGGCAUAAUUAAUGAGUCUCUUAGAGACCAGCUGCUGGUGACCAUCCAGAAGACCUUCACAUACAGCCGCACACAGGCCCAACAUCUGUUCAUCAUCCUCAUGGAGUGCAUGAAGAAAAAGGAACUGAUAACAGUUUUCCGGAUGGGCUCUGAGGGUCAUCAGGACAUUGACCUUGCCAUCCUCACUGCAUUGCUCAAAGGUGCCAAUGCUUCAGCCCCAGACCAGCUGAGUUUGGCUCUUGCGUGGAACAGAGUGGACAUUGCACGAAGUCAGAUCUUCAUUUAUGGACAGCAGUGGCCUGUGGGUUCCCUGGAACAGGCGAUGCUGGAUGCCUUGGUUUUGGACAGAGUGGACUUUGUUAAGCUGCUGAUUGAAAAUGGUGUCAGCAUGCACCGCUUUCUCACGCUUUCCAGACUGGAGGAGCUGUAUAACACGCGACACGGACCAUCAAACACCCUUUACCACCUUGUCAGAGAUGUCAAAAAGGGAAACCUGCCUCCGGACUACCGCAUCAGCCUCAUCGACAUUGGACUGGUCAUUGAAUACCUCAUGGGUGGGGCGUAUCGAUGCAACUACACCAGGAAGAGAUUCAGAACACUAUACCAUAACCUCUUUGGGCCCAAACGGCCCAAGGCACUGAAGCUGCUGGGGAUGGAGGAUGACAUGCCAAUCCGGAGAGGCCGGCAGAAGACGACACGCAAGCGAGAGGAAGAGGUGGACAUUGAUUUGGAUGACCCCGAGAUAAACCACUUCCCCUUCCCCUUCCACGAGCUCAUGGUGUGGGCUGUACUCAUGAAGCGCCAGAAGAUGGCGCUGUUCUUUUGGCAGCAUGGCGAGGAAGCUAUGGCCAAGGCACUGGUUGCAUGUAAGCUGUGUAAGGCUAUGGCACACGAAGCGUCUGAGAAUGACAUGGUGGAUGACAUCUCUCAAGAACUCAACCACAACUCCAGAGAGUUUGGUCAGCUAGCUGUGGAGCUCCUAGACCAGUCUUAUAAACAGGACGAGCAGAUGGCAAUGAAGCUACUGACAUAUGAGCUGAAAAACUGGAGCAACGCCACCUGCCUGCAGCUUGCGGUAGCAGCUAAACAUCGAGAUUUCAUCGCCCAUACCUGCAGUCAGAUGCUGCUGACCGACAUGUGGAUGGGGCGUCUCCGCAUGCGCAAGAAUUCAGGCCUGAAGGUGAUCUUAGGCCUGCUUCUUCCACCGUCCAUCCUGAGUCUAGAGUUCAAAAACAAGGAUGAGAUGUCCUACAUGCCGCAGGAUCAGGACACGUACCUCCAGGAGAAGGAAGAGGAGGAGCCGGAGAAACCAGUCAAAGAAAAAGAGGAGGAGGACAUGGAGUUCACAGUAAGAUCUUACUGUGAGACGCAGUACAACUCUGUGGCGAUGCUGGGUAAGGUAACCACAGAGACAUCCAGAAAGAAAGAUGUUGAGGAGGUUCAGAGCCGCCACCGCCUUAUCCCCAUGGGACGCAAGAUAUACGAGUUCUACAACGCUCCAAUUGUCAAGUUCUGGUUUCAUACGAUGGCAUACGUGGGGUACCUGAUGUUGUUUAACUACAUUGUCCUGGUCAAGAUGGACCUGUGGCCUUCUCCUCAAGAGUGGAUUGUCAUUGCUUACAUUUUCACCAAUGGCAUUGAAAAGAUGAGAGAGAUUCUGAUGUCAGAGCCGGGAAAGUUGCUACAGAAGGUAAAGGUGUGGCUACAAGAGUACUGGAACGUCACUGACCUCAUGGCCAUCCUCAUCUUCUCCGUCGGUAUGGUCCUGCGCCUCCAGGAGCCACCGCUCAUGAACUACGGGCGGGUCAUCUACUGUGUCAACAUCAUCUACUGGUACAUCCGGCUGCUCGACAUCUUCGGAGUCAACAAGUAUCUGGGGCCCUACGUGAUGAUGAUUGGCAAGAUGAUGAUCGACAUGAUGUAUUUUGUCAUCAUCAUGUUGGUAGUGCUCAUGAGUUUUGGGGUGGCACGUCAGGCCAUCCUCAAUCCUAACGAAGACCCGUCCUGGAUGUUGGCCAGAAACAUCUUCUUCAUGCCUUACUGGAUGAUCUAUGGGGAGGUGUUUGCCGACCAGAUUGACCAUAUGCAUAGUAAGAAGGUACAGCAAAGGCUGAAUGAAAAACUCUGGCUGGUCGAAAAUUACUUACGAACGUACGGAACCUGGCGUAGUAGUGGUCCAUCCCACAUUGGUCAGACCACUCAAAAUUCCACUCCCUGCGGCCAGAAUAUAACCACACAGGACGGGGUGGUGGUGACCCUGCCGCCAUGUAAGACUGGUGCUUGGAUUGUACCUGCGAUCAUGGCUUGCUACCUGCUGGUGGCCAACAUACUGCUUGUCAACCUACUCAUAGCAGUGUUUAACAACACAUUUUUCGAGGUAAAGUCCAUCUCAAACCAGGUGUGGAAGUUCCAGCGCUACCAGCUAAUCAUGACAUUCCACGAGCGGCCGGUCCUUCCUCCACCCCUCAUCAUCUUCAGCCACAUAACAAUGGUCCUAAAACAUCUAUGCUGCCGCUGGCGCAAGCAUGAUGACGACGAGAGGGACUAUGGAUUGAAGCUGUUCAUCACUGAGGAUGAGCUGAAGAAAGUUCAUGACUUUGAGGAGCAAUGCAUAGAAGAGUACUUCAGAGAGAAAGACGACAGAUUCCACUCAUCGAAUGAUGAACGGAUCAGAGUCACAUCUGAAAGGGUGGAGAACAUGGCUAUGCGUUUGGAAGAGGUCAAUGAGAGGGAACACUUUAUGAAAGCAUCGCUGCAGACUGUGGAUAUUCGGCUGGCCCAGAUGGAGGACCUAAUUGGGCGGAUUGCUGUGGCUCUGGAGCGCGUGACGGGUGUUGAGCGUGUGGAGAUCAACAAAGCGCGCUCCCGGACCUCGUCUGACUGCACAGACUCAGCGUACAUACUCCGCCAAGCUGAGUGCCCGGAGUCUGCGUACAUCCUCCGCCAAAGCAGCUUUAACAGCACAGAGGGGAAUGCCUACCGCCUUCAGGAGGCAUUGGAGGGAGCAGCGGAGGGCUCCAUGUCCCCUCCCUCUCCUACUGGCAUCACUGCUAGGGCAAGGAGUCACUCUUUUUAUGUUGGGGGUGGACGUGCCAUCGAACGUGCAAGUGGGGCUGAGCGAGCUGAAAGCUUCUUUAAGGAGCGCUCGCUCAGCCUCCACAGAGCUAAUAGCUCGCAAUCUGUGUCUUCAGCUGCCGCCACCAAGGAGUCUAAGCCCCUCCCACUGGCGACGCUGUCGGUUUCCCAGCAGCAUCGUCCGUCAUCCUGCAUUGAUAUCUACGUCUCAACAUCUGAGGAGGUGGGGCCAGCCGAGGUCUUUCUUGAUCCUCUCCGUGUGGUCCCACCCCUCCAGAGAGACUCCUCACUGCAGUCAGAUAUCAUAGAGACGGUGCUGCCAGGAGGCCGUGACUUCAGCAGCACGGCUACUAGCGGCUUGGGCGACAGGCACUCGGAGGGCGGCGCAGGCAGCAGUGGAACGACUGGAGCUAUGUAUGACGACAGUGCGGCUGUUGAUUUGUCAUUGUGCUCAGCAAGCCUCUUACCAGACACCACCCUACCUCCUUGGGAUACAGAGCCGUCUCCACCUCCCUCAGCAGGGCUGCUCGAGCGCUCCAAGAGCAGUCGCUACCUCUCCACAGCAGGCACGGCGUUCCUUGAUGAGCCUCCCCUGGUCAAAUCCCACAGCCUCAUGUUCACGCCGAGAGGCUGUUACGGCGGGCUAGGGGCAGGAGUCCAGGUGAAGGCCGCAGAAUACACCAGCAUCACUGACUGCAUUGACACCCGCUGUGUAUCAUCUCCAUACACUCCUGCAGAAUGCUCACACUCGCCAGGAGGAUCCACCUCAUUCACCUUUGAUAAGCCGUCAGACAUUAGCUCCUCUCACCCGGAAAGAGAGGCAGAGCUAAGUCACACAGAGUCCGACCCUGAGGACCUGAUUCCAGCCUCCAAUACUCCUCGCAUUACAGGCCUGGGCGGGCCCAGCGGAGCUCCUCUCUGCUCCACCCUCUCCAGGCUGGAGCGAGCAAACAGUUGCUCCUCAGAUGACUCCCAUCCUUCACUCACUCUGGCUCCUCCGCAUCGGAAGAGCCUGUCAGUGAGCGAGAGGAUGGAGAGGGGACCGGGUUUGGGAGCAGAUAGGGGACCUGGUCCUGGGGGACGGGGUCUUGCGGGGCACAGAUACCCUUUCCUCAGGAGCAAGUCCGGAGCGAGACCUGACACAGCCAAAACUGACAGUCUGUCUAUAAGGAAGCUGGCAGCUCCAUCAGCCUUCCGCAGCUUCGAUAGACAAAACUACACGUGACAAGGGCCCUCUGGGGCCCUCACACAUUGUUAGGGCCUGGGUGAAAACUGAAAAGGGCCAAGUAAUAGCAGGAUGAAAUUGCACAUAGAUGCUGAUUUGGAACAUAUCUAUACUUUAUUCACUUACAUUUUAGGUUUGGAAAGGUUUAGGUGUGAUCAGCAUUGAACGGCAGUUUUAUCCUGAGCGAAGAAUGGAAAAGAGCAGAGGAGUCAGAAGGUCUGUGUACAUCACUUAAAAGAAAGAGCUAUGAAUUUAGACUAGUUGGCACCUCUUGUAGCAAUGUAACUUACAAUUGGGUGCCAUGAAAAUGGGUGUCAUAUUUGUCUUGUAGGUCUUCCACCAACCUAAUUUACAUCAAGUAGACAUUGGUCACUGUUUUGCAACACAUAUCACAACCACCCUGGAAAGAAAAAGCCUACUGUUAAUCCUACCUGUGAUGUGUGGAAGGCACUGUUAAAUCCUAGAGACCAAGACAAGGGACAAGGAAAGAGAUAGUCAACUCAUUUUGUAGUUUUUCAUCAGCACAAUUGCUGCAAGGGUUCCACUUUAAAGCCUUUCUUGCUCAUCGUGGAAUCGUAACUCACAUCAGAGUGAUACUCAAACACUACCAGGUUUAAAAGCUGACAAUCUACAGCAGAGAAAAUGAGAACUGAACAAGUCAAUACUUCUAUCUCUCUCAGCGACCCAAGUAAUCCAUGAAUUUUGAACAAAGUAUAUCCGUAAAUGACAUUGUGUUGUAAAGUGGAAAGGCAGAAGAAUUGAGUACUGAAAGCACUUAUUGAAAUUAAUAAUGCCUCAGCAGAAAAUCUUUGUCGCUAAAUGAAGCUUCAAGGUGCAUUCCUUCUGGAGAAACUAGGUUCAUACAUUGUUGAUGUUUGAUCAGUUUCUGCAUCAACUACUGUCUAGAGGUCCUAAAGGAUUUUGGGUUGCUCUUUUAUGAACUCAUCUUUUUCCGUCAGUUUGCUUAAUUUUAUUGUGACCAUACCUUGCUGAAAAAUCAACCCUUGAAUAAUCAUCAAAUUCUUGUCAGGAAUGUUUUGGUAAAUUUCUCCAACCAUUUUUAAAGGGGCUUUGUUGUGUAUUUUUCGGCCACUAGUACCAAUUUACAGAACAAUCAAGUAACUAUGUUUCCUUCAGUUAUAAAAAAUAAUAUAUACAAGCAAGACUUAAAUGAAAUUUGACUUCACAUUUUACCACCUUGAAAUUGGGCCGCUGUCUCUUUAAAAGAUCCUGUUCUUUUGGACACUCUGCCUUCAGCACCUCAUCUCAACAAGGUUUCUUCAUUAGGCCUUUAACAAGGUUCUUAGGAGCUUUGCACUGAAAAGUAAAUUGUAUGAUAACCUCAGCAGAUGUGCAGUUCCACCAGGUGCUUGCUAAUUGCUGCUAGUGCUAGUCUGAAGGAGCUGAGUGGGGAAGGCAUGGGGGGGUGGUGGAUGCUCUAUGAGGUGGAAUCUCGUCUUGGGAUCUGCAACUCCAAGAUGAACUGCCUGGAAAGGGCAGCAUGGAGUGUAACCAAGCGCUUAGGCGCCCCCAAUUGGUUGCCAUGGGGGAUUAAUGCAGUGUUUCCCAACCCUGGUCCUCAAGGCACACUGUCCUACAUGUUUUAGA
This is a messenger RNA of Gambusia affinis (western mosquitofish), 7884 nucleotides long. It is a transcript of the gene trpm3, whose product is annotated as transient receptor potential cation channel, subfamily M, member 3. Lineage: Eukaryota; Metazoa; Chordata; Actinopteri; Cyprinodontiformes; Poeciliidae. Gene Ontology annotation, cellular component: membrane. The record is from RefSeq and is a predicted model, not a curated record. The transcript is spliced from 26 exons. Gene Ontology annotation, biological process: monoatomic cation transmembrane transport; protein tetramerization. Gene Ontology annotation, molecular function: monoatomic cation channel activity. Bases 922 to 6276 code for a protein of 1784 amino acids.